UCACGUCUGUUCGACAUUCACAGGUGUUCGUGCUCUGCUCUGGACUUUUCACAAUACGCACAUUUUGCGUCAGACAGGAUAGAAACGUCUUCUAUUAAUCGCGUUAUAUUUACUAGGGGAAUCCGCCCCUAAAUUGCAGUAGUAUAACAAACUCACAUGAAACAAAACAGAACGAACACGUAUCACCUAUGUAUUUGCCGGCCUCUCUUAUUCUCCAUACUGUUCCAGUGACGAAGUCGGACGAAACCUAUUGACAGAGCAAACAAAUACGACCAUAUAAGCCGGAAAAACCUCCCAACACGGGUACACCUGCAAAAAGGACUGUACAUGGAGCAGAUAUCAAAGUGACGAAGUCGGACAAAACCCAUUGACAGAGCAAACAAAUACGACCAUAUAAGCCGGAAAAACCUACCAACACGGGUUUUCUGUACACCUGCAAAAAGGACUGGAAAUAGAGCAGAUAAGAUUCUGUGUUGUGAGUAAGUGAAGGAUGGAUUCCAUACGACACAUCUUGCCUGCUCACCUAGGUAACAUGAUGGACUAUAGUCUUGUUACCACAAGCGUCACGCCUACGUCAUGUUUCCUACUCUUCCUUGUGGUAUUCAUACUGUGUCGGUUAAUAACCAAGCCCAAGUACCCACCCGGACCCAUGGCCCUCCCGGUCAUCGGAAACUAUAAACUUUUGACAGACCCGAAAAUACACGAGGCUUGUGCGCGUCUGUCUGAGAAGUAUGGGCCUGUUGUAACAGUUCAAUUUGGUCCUUCAAAAACCGUCGUUUUAAACAGCAUAGAGACUGUGGUGGAGGCUAUGGUCAAAAGGCGUGCUGACUUCGCAGGGAGGCCCCCAGUUCCGUCAGGAAUGACGUUAAGUGAAGGAGGGAAGGAUAUACUAAUGUCACAGUACACGCCAAGCUUAAAGGUUCACCGCAAGAUAGUCAGUGCUGCACUUCGGAAGUACAUCAAAGGUCCCUUCCUGCAGACGAUAUUAGAAAAGUCCAUGGGACAAUUUAUCAAGCUGUUCGAGGAAACGAAGGGAAACCCUUUCAUACCUCACGAAUAUAUUGAUCUGGCUCUGUUCAAUAUUAUAUGUGGAGUGUGCUUUCAAAAAGUAUAUAAAUUUGACGACCCAAAGUUCAAGCAUUACUUAGAUAUAGACAACCAGUUCGUGGCAGAGUUCGGAAUGGGGCUCAUUGAGGACUUGUAUCCCAUUUUGGCAAAGGUUUGGCAAAGUCAACGAUACAAGAAAGUAGUAAGCUUAUUUAGGGAGCUUCUUCACUAUAUCCAUGAAGAGCUGGAAGCUCAUAAACAAGAUUUUGAUGAAGGGAACAUCCGGGACUUUGCCGACUGCCUACUAAUGGCGCGGAAAGAGGCUGAGAACGAGGAGGAUGUAGAGAUACUGAGUCAACUGACAGACGUCCAUCUGAGACAAACACUCUCGGAUACUUUCACGGCGGCAUUCGAUACAACACGAUUUACCAUUCAAUGGGCUUUAUUGUACAUGGCUGAUCACCAGGACGUGCAGAGGAAAGUACAGGCCGAACUGGACAGGGUGGUGGGACGUGACCGCCUUCCUCGAGUAGACGACCGACCUUCCCUUCCAUACACUGAAGCCACGCUUUUCGAGGUGAUGCGAAUCGCCUCUGUUGCGCCACUAGGAAUGCCACAUAUGACCAUGGUAGACUCCUCUGUUGGUGGGUACACCGUACCCAAGGGUACCACAGUCAUCAUUAACCACUGGGCGUUACACAACGACCCGCGGCACUGGAAAGAACCGUCUAAAUUGGACCCUGAGCGAUUUUUGAAUUCGGAUGGCACGUUGGCGAGGAAACCAGAAAGUUUCCUUCCUUUUUCUGCCGGACUGAGGGUUUGUUUGGGAGAGUCUACUGCCAAACCGGAACUCGUGAUCAUCCUUGCCCUUAUCCUACAUCAAUUUAACAUUAAGCUGCCACCAGGUGUCAAAGCCGACUACUCGCCGGAGUGUACCGGCUUUAUUGGCUACACAGCCAAUAGAUACAAAGUAAUUGCAGAAAAAAGAUGUUAGGUCUUCAGCAUUAUUCAGGCACUCUUACAGUCAUUGGACGAAGUUUUGGGUUGUUUUGUAGAAAAUUGACUACUGCUUUGAAAGUAUCUAUUCAUAUAUUGUCAUCACGCAGAACAAACAAUUCCUAUAUGGAUUACAUCUCCUUUGAUACAUAUAUAAGUACGCUUCUGUCAACUUUUUUUUAUAUAUUUGUCUCUUGUCGUUUAAUUGAAUAACAAGUAUUUCUGUUAAUCCAAUUUGAAUGUACCAAAAAUAAAUAUAAAACAAAGACAUUCUCACCUUGUGCAAAUGUGAUUAACAGAAUAUUAUUAAAUACAU
This is a messenger RNA of Mizuhopecten yessoensis (Yesso scallop), 2359 nucleotides long. RefSeq names its product steroid 17-alpha-hydroxylase/17,20 lyase-like. Gene Ontology annotation, biological process: progesterone metabolic process; hormone biosynthetic process. The record is from RefSeq and is a predicted model, not a curated record. Gene Ontology annotation, molecular function: steroid 17-alpha-monooxygenase activity; heme binding; iron ion binding. Lineage: Eukaryota; Metazoa; Mollusca; Bivalvia; Pectinida; Pectinidae. The coding region runs from base 491 to 2041 and encodes 516 amino acids. The transcript has 12 exons.